AUUUUUACACAAUCUACACAUAAAGUAUACACGUAUUCAUCAUCCUACAACGUUUGACGUAACCUCACCCAGUUCAUCUCGUUCUACCAAACUAUAUAUUUUGAAGCAAUUUUACAUUCUCGUCACACGGUACCGAUUAAGUAAUCGUACCUACCUUAAAGUAAUCCAACGUAUUACGCGAUUCGUUUAUAUAUCUAGUCGUUCCAACGGGCGAUGGUAUGCAUGCUGAAUACCCUGACCGCUACGCAAUGCGUAAAUUAAAGACAGGUCACCUUUACUUGGAAUCGAGUGGAAUUUAAUCUACGUUUGUGUCCGUGACUUUUAAGAAUCUAUUUCACUCCGACACACUGAUACAACUCGCUGUGUUUCGUCGGUGUGAUCGUUUAGGGGUAGAUUUUUUGAACCAUAUCCUCGCAGGACCUUUAAUCCGCAUCAUAACAAUGAUUUCCGCUGCAAAUAUUUGAUAGAAUUUUUUUCCCAUUCGAAAACGUUCGCCUUGGUUGAUCAUUUUUUUUUCACUUGGGGAAGUAAAGUUCGUUUAUUUUCCUAAGUAGAAAAUCAUAAGGAUAAAGAAUACGGGAAUCCGCGUCAACGUCUUAAAUUUUUCUUUCAUUUUCACAUCGGAAAAUAUUAUCGGCUAGCGCGUGCAAUUCAGGAAGCCGUCGAAAGAGAAAGUCCUGUUAUGUAAAGUUUAGUAAGUGAUGGUGAGGUAUAAUACGUAUUGAAGCAUGUGUAUAGGCAUAAGUAAUAGUGGCGGGGUAGCGCAAGGACUCCGACAUCCGCGAGUACUCGUCUUCCCGCAUGUAAACAACUACAGGAGGUUCCUAAUACACCAGUUUGUACAGAACGAAUUUCAACAACUAUUGUACACAUUUUCUAUCGGCCAGGGUCCCCAAAGAAGGACCGUUGUCUGCUACAAAUCUGACGUUAUAAGGGAUCCGAAGUUGAAUGGUGCCUUACCUAGAGCGUGCGGUGUUGAUACAAUAUCGGACAAGGCUUGUGCUAUGGGUGUCGAAGGACAUAGAUCACCUUUGGCCUCGCCAGAGAAUUCACGGCAAAGACAAGUGAAAUCAGUGCCAUCCAUUGGGAUUUAUCGACCACCUCCUGCAAGGAAAGCCAAAUGUGAAAACCAGAUUGAUUCUCAGCAAGAUCAACAGGCCUCUGAUUCUUCACAGUCAUCAAAAGCUAAUCGGCAAAAAAGACCGGAUCGCGCAGUUUAUGUUCCUAGACAUCGGCGAAGUAACGAAUUAGAAGGAAACACUUUGUCCCGGGAAACUUCCAAAGCUCCUCGAACGACCAGAGAGCGACGAAGUACAACUAGAUCUCCUACUCGUGCAAGCCCCAGAUCGUCUAUUGAUCAUACUAGAGUGACAUCAGAUUCCUGUCAUACAAUACACGGAACAGAAAAUGAAAACGAUGUAUCGAGUCGUUUGUCGUUCAAUGAUACUGAAAAGUCAGAGAUAAACUCGAACGGUCCAACUGGAAAUCUCUUACGGCAAGACUAUUCGGAAGGGAAUGUGCCCGUAGAUGACGAUAUGCUAAUUUCUAGUAACUCUGCUGAAAGUAACAACGACAAAUUUACCUGUGAAAAAUUAUCAGCCAGUUUAGAAGCUGAUGUCUUUAUGCACACCACCUUGGAGACAGGGAUACCUGACGAGGGAGUUGUUGAAAAGUUAGAAGAUACGUCACAAAGAAGAAAUUCAGCAUUGAUAGUUAAUGGUUUUGAUGAUGAAUCUAGUGAUAAUUUCGUGACCGUACAACCUGAAAUAGUACAAAGAGAUGAAGAACCUCAAACGAUACAGUCUCGACUUAGUAACGACAAACUGACAACACAUAGCCACACUGCUGAAACUGAAAAACCUGAAAUAAACCAGGAUCAACAACUAACAAAGAGCGUUGAAAAAGAAGGCGUCGAAAUUGAGACUGACAAAGAUAUUAGCAGCUCUAUCGAAUACACGGAAAUAUUAACUUCGCAAGGUGAAACAAACGGGGAUAGUCUGGUUCUAAUCAUGUCUCAAGAUUCUAAUCGAAAAAGCGAAACGGAAGCCAAAGAAGAACAUCUAAAUCGAGACGAAAUCGUCAAUCACAAAAAUAGACGAAUAAUUAGACAGAAUUUAGUGUCAGACGUACUACUAAUUUCUGAUGAGGAACCAACACAGGAAACUAUUGUCGCCAAACCACCAGUAACUUCGGUUUCCCCGACUUUACGUCCAAAGGAAAAAAAAAUCAAGAAAGUUGAAAGACCAAAAAGUAAACCAGCUCCACCACCUGUACCUGCAAUCAAAGUUAAUCGGGAUGAAUGUGACUGGGACAGUCUUUUUGACGAUAAUGGAGACUGCUUAGACCCGACAUUAAUUGAAGAGUUAACUUCAGCUGUGGGAGAGGUGACGAUAGAACAACCCAAGAGUGAUUACAGAGCAUAUUCUAAGACACCGGUAGAACUAUCGAAUGACGAGUUUGCUCAUGUGGUAGAGAUUUACAAUUUUCCAUCAGAUUUCAAAACUAGUGAUCUUGCAGCUGUGUUCAGCCCUUUCAAAAAUGGAGGAUUCGAGUUGAAGUGGGUUGACGAUACACACUGUCUUGGUGUCUUCAGCAGUCCACUAAUCGCUGCCGAAGUAUUAGCAUCUGAUCAUUCGUUUGUAAAGACUAGACCUCUUAGCGAAGCAACUGCUCUCAGCAAAACGAAAGCUAGGAGAAGUGCUGAGUUUUUGCAGCCUUACAGGGCCAGACCAGAAACUUGUGCCGCUUUAGCUAGACGCUUAGUGACUGGAGCACUUGGUGUACGACUAGCAACUGCUAGACAAGAAAGGGAACGAGAAAAGAUUGUUCUACGUGAAGCUAAAGAGAGACGGAGGCUAGCUAAUAAACAACGAGCAGAUGCUUGGGAUGGUAUAAUAGCAGAUAAGUAGCAUUUAAUUUUAUGAAAUGGAAAGAUGAUAUUAUUGCAUAAUUCAUAAUGUUGCCUAUGAAUACUAGUGCCUUGCUCAUCUAUUUUCAGUAUCAACGAAAAUAUUAUUUGUCGAACUGAUAUGGCCAUGGGUUUUGGGUAUUUUGGUAUAUAAUAAAAGCCGAUAGAUGAGUGUGGCAUGAAAACGCUAUUGUGAAUCUUUCAUGUCCUUAUCUUGUGAUAAACUCUAAGUUUUAAGUUCAUUUACUGAAUCAUUGAUUUAAUUUUCUAUACAUAUAAUCAUUACAAGCAUAUCAUUUCUUGAGUUGUGAAAAUAAUAUAAUGCGUUGCCAAAACACUGAGUACAAAAUUGGAUCACAAGGGAUUAUUCAGUGAAACAUUGAAGAAGAAUUUAUCGAUGACAAAAGUUUACUUUUCCUUUAUUCGUAUAUUUCAUACCUCAAUGGCUGCCUCUACAUUCAUGAAUAGAAAACGACAUAAUGAAAAACUCUAUGAAAUCAUGACUAAAUGUUUGACAAUAAAACAAUCUUUCUUCAUGAACAAUACGAAGAAUUUAUACACACGUAUGUCUGUGCUAAAAUGAUAUAAAUUUUUCAGUUCGUGACUAAAGUAAAAGUGAGAAUUAAUAUAAGUCGGCAGAAGAAUCUUUCAAUGCAAUGAACUCGAUUCAAACAAAUACCUAGAUUUCAUUAGGUCGUUCACGAUCCAAGAGUCUCGUAUUAGUUACGUAGUACAAUUAAAGUGUCUUGUUGACGCGAAUUUGUAUAUACAGUGUUUUUGACAAAGCAAGAAAAAAAUUAAAUAAUAAAAUAAUGAAUAAAAACAGACCGUAAUAAAUAAAUAAUAAAUGUUGCACCAAACGUAACGCGACGUGGCAUUAUUGUUGCUUCUGUGUGCAAAUUACAUAUAGAUAGUAUGUAACGAGAUAUAAAAACUACGAUGUUGUGCCACAAAAUCUAUAAUAUAUUGUAUUACUGUUAACGAGACUUGACGCACAAUCAAUAAUACCUAUUACCAAUGUAUAAAUGCAAAAUAUUUUACUGUGAAAUUUGAAAUAUCAGAUUGUAUUUUUAUAUACAAUUGUUACCGAUCUGAAAUGAAAUAUGUAUCAUGAAGUCCUAGUCAUUACUCAAAAGGAAGAAGAAAAUAAUUGAAGAAAAAAAUGAAAAAAUAAACGUGUUACCUAUAUUCUAUGUUAUGCUGCAAUAUGUAAGUAAAUUUGUCCAAUGACCAAUAAAAAUAUUUUAUGUACCGCAAA
Athalia rosae (coleseed sawfly) is the source of this 4166-nucleotide messenger RNA. RefSeq lists its product as uncharacterized. The record is from RefSeq and is a predicted model, not a curated record. The transcript has 8 exons. Lineage: Eukaryota; Metazoa; Arthropoda; Insecta; Hymenoptera; Athaliidae. Bases 729 to 2909 code for a protein of 726 amino acids. Gene Ontology annotation, molecular function: nucleic acid binding.